AUGGUUGAAUCGAACGCAUGUGCAGCUUUGGAGGUUGCCAGCGAGGCUCCACCUUUCCUAGCAGCUGCUAGCCUAGGCCAAUGGGAGGUGUGCCAAGAGACUUUGAAGAAGCAGCCUGCAUGUUUGGAGGUUUGUGAUUGGGAAGGGCGCACUGCCUUGAUAUUGGCAGCAAAAUCAGGGCAUCUCAAGGUUUGUCAAGUUCUGGUGUCAGCUGGAGCCGACAUAGAGGCCACAGACUUCCAUGACAAGACACCUUUGGCUUACGCUGCUGCCGCACAUCACACGGAGAUCGCCACUUUGCUCUUGGAUCAUGGAGCAGAGGUUGAGGCAACAGACUGUAUUGUGAGAGAUGCUGGUUGCACUGUAUUGUAG
Molecule: messenger RNA, 372 nt
Organism: Durusdinium trenchii
Lineage: Eukaryota; Dinophyceae; Suessiales; Symbiodiniaceae
Source: the annotation of a GenBank genome assembly